Vidua macroura (Pin-tailed whydah) is the source of this 5422-nucleotide messenger RNA. RefSeq lists its product as uncharacterized. The record is from RefSeq and is a predicted model, not a curated record. Gene Ontology annotation, molecular function: RNA-DNA hybrid ribonuclease activity; RNA stem-loop binding; RNA-directed DNA polymerase activity. Gene Ontology annotation, biological process: RNA-templated DNA biosynthetic process; DNA integration; viral process. Lineage: Eukaryota; Metazoa; Chordata; Aves; Passeriformes; Viduidae. The transcript is spliced from 5 exons.
AUGGGGAACCAGCCAUCUACAGCUGAACGGAUGGUCUUGACCGCUUGGCAAGGCUGGGCCCCACAAUUGGGUAUCCGGGUCUCGGAUGAUGACUUCAUCAGGCUCCUGAGUUGGGCUCGGGACCAUGGAUUCCCUGCAGACCUUAGUUUCGCCUUUGAUCGUAAGGUCUGGAAUGAGUUGGGCCGGUGCCUCAUGAAGAAAGUGAGGAAGGGGGACGCUACAGCGUCUGCUCUGUUUGCGAUCUGGGGAUGCAUUUAUACGGCCUUGCCUCGUAAGUCCCCCAGGAGCAGUGACUCUGAAUGGGGGUUCUCGGGAACUGAAGAUACCGUUUCGAUAUGCAGCGGUGUCUCGGGAAUCAGUGGGCGGCAGGCGGGCGGGGCGGUGCCCAGGCCCGGCACGGCGCAGAGUGGGUCUGUGAGAGACGAUGGGACGCCCCGCGGACUUUACAUGUCGCCGGGAACUCCUGCUAAGCCCGAGUAUUCCCGUCCCCGUGACUACGUUCAGCCGAGAUCUUUGCCGACAGAUCGACCACUGAUUGCGCAGCAGUCUGUGCCACAGCCGACUGCGCAAGCGCGUUCUACUGUGGGCGCGGUGCCGAUGGCUUCGGCCACCUUUCAGGCAGAGGCGGGGGUGCCUUUGCCCCAACCAUCGGUUUCAGUACAUCCGACACUGCAGAGCUUGUGGGGGGAGGGGCGGUGCAGCCCGCGGCACGUGACGCAGCGGGGGGUGCAGCCCCCCGGCUCCUCCUCUGUUGACUAUGGCGCCUGCGCAGAUGUAUGGGUCCCGCCCCCAAGCAUCGCCGAGAUCGGGGAUGGCCUCUUUGACCCACCCCCUGGCACGCCCCCCGCCGCCUGGGGGGCCCCGGUUCUGCCGACGGGGCGAGCGCAGUUGCCUCCUGGCCUGCCCCAUGGCGCGCCGGAUACACUGGCUGACUUGAUUUCUUUCGCGGUGCCGGCGUCAGUCGGGCAGCAGCAUGUGCUGGGUGGCACCUCCAUGACGUCUUCGGGUCGGCCCUCUGGGGGACGGACUUCUGUGUCGGGGGAGGGAUCAGCCCCCGCCCCAUCUGCCAGGGCGCCACCCCGAUCGGCCGCGGGGCUCGUCGCUUCGCCCGCUGCCCCGCCCGCUGUGGCGGCGACAGCAUCGCCUCUGUCCCUCGUUUCGCCCGCCGCUCCAGCUGCAGUGUCGCGGGCUCUGGCUGAUCCCUUCGUGCUGCCGCCUGCGAUUAGACGAUUCACCGAGGUGCCGGUCGCGGCUCCGGUCCCCGCCCCGCCACCGGCGGCUGCCCCCUCCUUCUCGGGGGCUGCGGGCUCGGAAGCUGCGUCCAGUUCUUCUGUCUUGCGGUCAACAGCCGCUUCGCCGGCCUCACUGCCUCCCGUCAGCCCGCCUGCCCGUGCGGAUCGCAGGCUGUCCUGCUUGCCCCCCUCCCAGGGGGCUGGCAGUGACAGUGAGGAUCUCUCCUGCCCCACUCCGCCGAGGGGGCGUGACCGAAUGUCGGAACGUCGGCACCGCCGGGGGGAACAGGCGUCUCAGAGAGAGCUGUGGACGCUGCCCCCCUGUCGAGUGUCUGUGCGGCCGAUAAACCCCCGCCGCUUCUGGGAGGCGGUCAGACAACGGGCUUUGGAGGCUGGUGACUGGGAUCUGAUAGAGCGGGUUCUAAGAGUGAUAAACACUGACCUGCGGGCUCCCUAUGAUAUUAAACAUCUGGCCUCUGUGUUGUUUCAACCGGUGCAGUUUGACGUCUUUAUGAACAACUGGAGGAGGUUGGCUGAGAGGGUUGCAAUUGAGAACGCGCAUUACCCUCAGACAGACCCUAGAUACUGUGUGGGGGUGGAUGCGCUCAUGGGGCAGAAUGCCUUUGCCAAUCCUGAUGUUCAGGCUACUUGGCACCCCAUCAUCCUUGAGCAGGCCCAGAAGGUGGGCUUUGCUGCAUUGAUGAAAACUAUGGAGACGGCCGCUCCCAAGCAACGAUAUGUGAAAAUAGUACAGGGAGCCAAGGAAUUGUUCUUGCCAUUUGUUGAAAGGCUUGCAGCUGCUUUGGAAAAGCAUAUCGAGGAUGAAAAUUUAAGGCAGGUCUUGUGCAAGACUUUGGCAAGGGAGAAUGCAAAUGAAGACUGCAGGAAAAUUAUAAAUGCGUUGCCAGGUGACCCAUCGUUGACAGACAUGGUCGAAGCUUGUUCCAAAGUUGGUACGGUGGACCAUAAGAUGUCUGUCUUGGCAGCGACCUUGCAGGCAGGCAGGCCAUCCUCUGGGACUGGUCGACGCAAGAAGGGGAAAAAGAAGGGCAAGCAGGGCAGAUCAACGGACGCGCGGGAAUGGUGGUUUUGGAUCCACUGGACCACUGCAGAUCUUCUGGUCUGCUGUCAUUUCUGCCGACCGUCCACAAAUGACGUGCUCCGUGAUUCUACCGGGUGCCAGUCCGCCUUCGAUUCAGCUGCAAGCUCCAAUCACUCUUUGGGGGCGGGAUGUGCUGGCAGCCUGGGGGGUACGGAUCGGGACGGGUUUUUGCUAGGGGCCACUGCGCAGAAGGGCGCAGAAUAUCCUAUGCUGCCUUUACGGUGGCUGGUGACCAGACCUGUCUGGGAGAACCAGUGGCCCCUACCACAUGAAAAGUUAGUCGCCCUUCAUGAUUUAGUUCAAGAUCAGCUUCGCCAGGGACACAUUGAACCUUCUACCAGUCCCUGGAACACUCCUGUUUUUGUUAUUAAGAAAAAGUCGGGGAAGUGGAGGCUGUUACAGGACCUCCGGAAGGUUAAUGCAGUCAUGGAGAGUAUGGGGGCAUUGCAGCCUGGUAUGCCCUCACCUACCAUGCUCCCCGCGGGAUGGAAAAUCUUAAUUGUUGAUCUGAAGGAUUGUUUCUUUACCAUCCCGUUGCAUCCUGAUGACAGGCCAAAGUUUGCCUUUACCGUGCCUGCCAUCAACAAUGCUGAGUCUGUACGGAGAUAUCAAUGGAAAGUUUUGCCACAGGGCUGCAAGAACAGUCCGACUAUUUGUCAAUGGUAUGUGGCUCAGGCCUUGUCUGGAGUCCGCGAGUAGUUCCCUGACGUGUAUUGUUAUCAUUAUAUGGAUGACAUCCUGGUGGCGGCACCCACUCAGGAGGAACUGCUGAAGGUAAAGCCUCAGUUGUUCGCCGCCUUGCAUUCAUAUGGACUGCAAGUGGCUCCGGAAAAGGUUCAAAGCCAUCCUCCUUGGAAGUACCUAGGAGUCAAAAUUCUUGAACGAACUAUUCAGCAUCAAGAGGUGCAACUCCCAAAGUCUAUCACGACCCUGAAUGAUGCUCAGAAAUUGCUUGGGGUCAUCAAUUGGUUACGUCCCUAUUUGGGACUGACCACAGAGCGGAUGUCCCCUCUGUUCAACCUUUUAAAGGGGGACCCAGAUUUGAAUUCACCUCGGAAAUUGACUCCUGAAGCGCGACAAGCGUUGGAGGAGGUCCAACAGGCUUUGUCUGCUCGUCAAGUUUAUAGGGUAGACCCUUCCAUUGAUAUCACUGUUUUCAUUACCUGUCCAGACAGUCAUCCCACAGGUGUCAUUGGCCAAUGGAAUGACAAAUGGCCUGAUCCUUUGCACAUCUUGGAAUGGGUCUUUUUACCCCAUCAAUUGAAAAAGACGGCGUCUUUGCUGCUUGAUUUAUUUGCCCAGUUGAUAAUCAAAUGCCGUUAUCGGUGUUUGCAGCUGAUGGCAGCUGAUCCCGCGAGGAUCGUUCUUCCAGUGGAGCGGAACACUUUUGAAUGGUAUUUCAUUAACAGUGCUUCCUUGCAAAGUGCGCUGAAAAAUUUUCCAGGGCAAAUUGUUUACCAUCUGCCCAGUCAUAAAUUACUGCAACUGGCGAAAACAACCAAUCUGUCCUUAAGACCAAAAAACAGUCGAGUGCCAGUGCGGGGACCCACCGUCUUUACCGACGGUUCGGGGAAAACGGGAAAGGCCAUUGUGACCUGGAAGGAUGAGUCUGGAUGGCAAGUGUUGGAAGGCCACGUGUCUGGUUCAGCUCAAUUGGUUGAACUGAAAGCUGUUGCAGUGGUGUUUCAGAGAUUCUCUCAGAUGCCUUUGAACUUGGUCACUGACUCUGCUUAUGUUGCAGACAUAACCCAGCAGUUGGACUGCUCACUGCUGAAAGAGGUCAACAAUGCAGUUUUGUUUCAAUUGUCGAGAGCUUUGUGGUGCGCAAUUCAGGCCCGAGUUCAUCCGUACUACAUCCUGCACAUUCGGAGUCACACCACUUUACCAGGUUUUAUCACAGAGGGUAACGCCAGGGCUGACAGGUUAGCCAACCCGGCAUGGGUGGCGCCUCAGCCUGACAGAACUGCGCAAGCCAAGGCAUCACAUGAUUUCUUUCAUCGAAGUGCACAUACUCUGCAGAAGCAAUUCGAUCUGACGUCAACCGAAGCUCGUGACAUUGUCAGUUCUUGUGCUGACUGUCAUGGGUUUGCUGCGCCUUUACCGGCAGGGGUGAACCCCAGAGGCCUAAAGGCCUUGCAGCUUUGGCAAACGGAUGUCACUCACAUUGCCGAGUUUGGUCGACUCAAGUAUGUGCACGUGUCUAUUGACACCUUCUCCUCCGCCAUGUGGGCAUCUGCUCACACCGGGGAGAAGGGUCGUGAUGUGAUUGCCCAUUGGAGAAUGGCUUUUGCAGUUUUGGGAAUACCUUCAAGUGUGAAGACUGACAAUGGCCCUGCCUAUGCCUCACAGAAGACGCGUCAGUUUUUACGCUUGUGGGGAAUCUCUCACAAGUUUGGCAUUCCACAUUCAUCAACUGGUCAAGCCAUCCUUGAACGCGCUCAUGGUACUCUAAAGCGUGUUCUGGAAAAACAAAAAGGGGGAAUGCCCGGAGAGACCCCACACAGUAGGUUGGAGAAAGCUUUAUAUACAAUCAACCAUUUGACAGUGCCGAAAAAUUCAGAGAUUCCUGUUAUCCUGAAUCAUUUUCUUUCAUUGCAUCCAGCGGGUGAGGCGCAUUUGCCCCGAGCAAAGGUCUGGGUGCGGGACCUUGCCACAAACAAGUGGGAAGGCCCGUGCGACCUCAUCACUUGGGGCCGCGGGUAUGCAUGUGUCUCCACAGGUACCGGGGUACGAUGGAUACCUGCGAAGUGUGUGCGCCCUGACCUGCGACAGCAGAAACAGAAGGUGGUCAGGAGACGGUCUUCAGACAGUGACCAUGGCGCUGACCACCCGUCACAAUCUUCAGACGAAGACCAAGACAUCGACCAUCAGCCAGCUGGUCCCUCCACAAGCGGAGAGUGAACAUUUGUUUAGUUUCCGGAAACAGACUGUUGACGAGUUAGGCUGCCUGUGUAACACGCAGACUAACAAUGCUUUGGAGUUGGUGAUGGGUUUCUUGAAAUUAGUAGUUAAGUUGAUAGCAAGUUAUAAUGUAAGAAUAAGUGGAAAUCUCUUUGACUGAACUGAGCUGAUGUUUGAUGGGGGUUUC